Macrosiphum euphorbiae (potato aphid) is the source of this 1566-nucleotide messenger RNA. The record is from the annotation of a GenBank genome assembly. Lineage: Eukaryota; Metazoa; Arthropoda; Insecta; Hemiptera; Aphididae.
AUGACUACUGAGAUCAAUGGAGACUUCAGCAUUAAUGAUAACCAUAUCAAAGUCCAAGCAGCAAAGCCAGCGCAAGCGAGUAAUGUAAAUUGUGAUAAAAUGACUUUAAAAACUUCUAGAGUGAAUGAAGACAAACCACUAUUAACUGGUACAGCUACACUCUACAACCAAAAUGGAAGUAGUUUUCUUUCUCCAUCUCCUAGAACAUUACCUGUUACAAACAUUUCUAGUGGUCCAAUGAAUGAAUCAUUGGAAAAAAAUGGUGCUAAUGGUGGAUUGACAUCAGAUUAUAAUCCAUUGCUAAACCGACAAUUAGAAAAUCCAACAUCGAAUUUUGAUACCAUGAUACAUUUACUAAAGGGAAAUAUUGGCACUGGAAUCUUAGCUAUGCCUGAUGCAUUCAGAAAUUCUGGUUGGGUUGUAGGUUUAGUGUGUACAGCACUUUUGGGAGCUGUUUGCACACAUUGUAUGCACAUAUUGGUUCGAUGCUCUCAUGAAUUAUGUGUCAGAACUCAAAGACCAUCUCUUUCAUUUCCUAAUGUCGCAGAAAUGGCUUUUGAAUAUGGGCCACCCAAAUUACAAAAAUAUUCAUCAGCUGCUAGUAAAUUUAUUAAUACGUUCCUAGUUAUGACUCAACUGGGAUUUUGUUGUGUGUAUUUCUUGUUUGUGGCCACUAAUUUACAAGAGGUGAUAACUCAUUACUUUUCUGUUAAAAUGUCUGUUCAAUCAUAUUUGCUUAUACUACUGGUGCCAAUGAUACUUUUGAAUUGUGUAAAGAGUCUAAAGUACCUGACUCCGGCAUCUUUCUUGGCAACCAUAUUAACUGUGAUUGGAUUAGGAAUAACAUUUUUCUAUUUACUUCAAGGGCUUCCAAAAACAUUAAGUGUUAAAGCUUUUUCUUCUUGGCAACAGUUACCCCUUUAUUUUGGAACUGCAGUUUACGCAUUUGAAGGCAUUGGAAUGGUUUUACCAUUGGAAAAUAACAUGAAAAAUCCAGAGUCUUUUGGUGGAAUGACUGGUGUUUUAAAUACUGGAAUGGUCAUUGUCACAUGUCUGUACACGUCAAUUGGAUUUUUUGGAUACUUGCGAUAUGGAGACGCUGUUAAAUUAGGAAGUAUUACAUUGAAUCUUCCUUCUGAAGAUUUGUUAGCCCAAAGUGUCAGGGCAGCAAUGGCAUUCUCAAUAUUUUUGUCUUAUGGUCUCCAAUUCUAUGUUCCAAUAGGUAUUGUAUGGCCUGCUUUAAAAGGAUAUUUUCAUUCACAGUCUAGUCAACGUAAUGCUGAAUUGAGUAUCAGAGUGUUUCUUGUCACACUAACAUUUGCUUUAGCAGCUGCCAUUCCAAACCUAUCAGCAAUCAUCUCAUUAGUGGGAUCAUUCAGCAGCUCAGCACUAGCACUGAUCUUUCCACCUAUUAUUGAACUCAUGACAUUCUGGGAUCAUUGCUCUGGUAGAGAGUUUACGCUGAUGUUUGUUAAAGAUAUUAUUAUUAUUAUUAUCGGUUUUCUUGGAUUUGGUUUUGGAUCGUAUGCGAGUUUAUGGAAUAUCAUUGAACCCAUAAGCAGUUAA